UUCUCUCAACAAGUUAACCCUUAAAGUCCCGUCAUCCUCUGGCACAUAGCACUUGUAGGGCCGUUAUCCAAAAAAAGCCUUUGAAGUGUUACGCUGAAAAAUAAAAUAAAUUACUUGAAAUAAGAUUUCAACUCAUCGAUAAAAUUGGCGGAAGAUUUUAAUUUAAUUUAUUAUUUUGAAAAUUCACAGAAAACUUUCAUAAUUGAUUUAAAAAUGUACACAUUCAAGCCGCACGUUUUUACUGAACACUCUCCCAACGGCGAUGCAGAACCUGAAGGAAGAUUUCAAUCGACAAUACGAUGUAAUGGUAAAAAUUUAUAUAUUUACGGAGGUAUGGAUUCAAAUGAUCUCGAAAACUAUGCUUUUCGUAAAAUCUGGGUGUAUAAUUUAGCUAGGCAACAAUGGAGAUUAAUGAGAACUGAAAGUAAUUUGCCAGAUAAUAGUGAUUUCAGUUUUGGUACUAUUUUAGAAUCAAAUUAUUUAGUCAUUUACACAAUACGAUACGCUUUUGAUGACGAGCCGUUGACAAGUCGCGAUAAGUGUCGAUUACAUAUUUGCGAUUUAAAUACCGAAAGUGUACUUGUCCAGGGAACCAGUGGACAAAUUUCAUAUCCUUCCUAUGCACUUAAUUUGAUUCGUCAUGGAAAAUAUAUUUAUACUGUCGGAAUCGAAAAAGAUUAUGGACACUUUUCGGAUGUACAUAAAUUAAAUCUGGAAAAUCUUGUAUGGGAAGUCGUUUAUAUUUGCCGAGGACUUGAUGCCAAUGAACCAGUUGGUAGAAUAAAUCAUACUUUAGUUUAUGGUAACAAUAUGAUUUAUAUAUUUGGUGGUUUUAGUAGUCGUCCCGGACUUGAUACGUUUUCUUUCGUCAAAAUUUCGGCGUUUGAUUUAGAAAACUGCUGCUGGAAAAAGGUUGACACUUAUGGUGAUGAAGAUUAUAUACCGCACUAUCCAGUUGCAACAUGUGAUUUUGCGGUGACGAGUUACACUGAUCCAGAUUCGGGUGAAAUGAAUGUAAUUAUAUCUGGUGGAUUAGUGCGUGGUCAUAAAGAUGCCCUGAAUGACGUCUGGAGAUUGAAUCUCACAAGUUUAAAAUGGACGUGUCUUGAGAGAUUUGGUACUGUCUUGCCUUGCCCUGUUAAUGGUCAUUCAAUGACCAUUUCUCCUGAUGGAAAAUUAUUCACAUUCGGUGGAUAUAUUUUCAAUAAUGAUACGGAAGAAGGAAUUUGUAGUUCUACUUUACACUCAACUUGGCUCAGGAUUCCCAGACUCGAAGACAUUUGCUGGGAAGCUGUUUUUCAUUACUAUCCAAACUUGAUAUCAAUGACUGACAAAGAAAUUAUUGCUCUCGGCAUCCCACCGCAAUUACUCAAGUCUCAUAUUAAUUAAUAAAAUGAUUAUAAGUAAAAUCAUUGUAUUCAUUUUUUUAUUUAUUACACGCGAGCAUUUAAAAUCAUAAUGUUCAUAAAUUCAUUUGAAACCAAAUUUAUAAUUUUUUAAAUUGACGGUUAC
Molecule: messenger RNA, 1512 nt
Organism: Microplitis mediator
Lineage: Eukaryota; Metazoa; Arthropoda; Insecta; Hymenoptera; Braconidae
Product: kelch domain-containing protein 10 homolog
Exons: 3
Coding region: 214-1389 (391 amino acids)
Biological process (GO): positive regulation of stress-activated MAPK cascade
Molecular function (GO): protein binding
Source: RefSeq, a predicted model, not a curated record